AUGAAGCCCUUCGCCCUCGUUACCCCGGCCUCGCGUGGCAUUGGUCUUGAGCUGGUGCGUCGCCUGCUGCAGACGACCAGCGUGCCGGUCGUCGCGACUGCGCGGAAGGAUCUCGAUCAGGUGAAAGAGAAUGCUCUGUCUGGUCUGAAAGAUGUGUGCGAGGAACGACUACAUGUCGUCAACCUGGAUGUGCUCGAUGAGACAAUCGUAGCCGAAGCAGCAGACCAGAUCUCGAAGCUUUUCCCUAAGAAGGAGAACUAUCUUCAUCUUUCGCUGGCCAUUCCCGGCAUUCUGUUUCCAGAGAAAUCACCUGCUCAGAUCAACUACGACGAUGCCCUCCUCACCUUCCGCACAAACACGCUCGGUCCGAUGCUUCUGCUGAAGCACCUGUCGCCCUUCUUGCCGAAGAAAGCAACGAAAUUGGAAAGAGCCGAUGGGCUGCCUAAGACGGCAGUGUGGGCGAACAUGUCUGCAAGAGUGGGCUCAAUUACGGAUAAUCGACUCGGAGGGUGGUACAGCUAUCGUUCAAGCAAGGCCGCAGUCAAUCAAUUGACCAAGUCCUUUGACAAUUACCUCCUACCGAGCGCAGGUGAAAAUGCCAUGAGCAUUAGCCUUCACCCUGGCACAGUGAAGACGAAUUUGAGCAAAGAGUUCUGGGACAAUGUAAAAGAGGACAAGCUGUUCAGCCCUGGAUUUGCGGCAGAGAAGCUGCUCGAGGUGAUCAACAGUCGUACUCUCGACGACAGAGGAAAAUGCUGGGACUGGGCCGGCAAAGAGGUGCCUCCGUAA
Molecule: messenger RNA, 789 nt
Organism: Cercospora beticola
Lineage: Eukaryota; Fungi; Ascomycota; Dothideomycetes; Mycosphaerellales; Mycosphaerellaceae
Product: SDR family oxidoreductase
Cellular component (GO): cytoplasm
Molecular function (GO): alcohol dehydrogenase (NAD+) activity
Source: RefSeq, a predicted model, not a curated record